Athene cunicularia (burrowing owl) is the source of this 7418-nucleotide messenger RNA. RefSeq names its product phosphorylase kinase regulatory subunit alpha 2 (gene PHKA2). Gene Ontology annotation, molecular function: calmodulin binding. Gene Ontology annotation, biological process: glycogen metabolic process. NCBI's taxonomy places the organism in Eukaryota, Metazoa, Chordata, Aves, Strigiformes, Strigidae. The transcript is spliced from 32 exons. Gene Ontology annotation, cellular component: phosphorylase kinase complex. The record is from RefSeq and is a predicted model, not a curated record. Bases 119 to 3709 code for a protein of 1196 amino acids.
GUUCAGAGGUGAGGGAAGGAGAUAAAGAAGUUUUCUUCCGUGUGUGGAAAACAAGUCACAGGCUAGCAACAAGGCAGAGGGACAAAAAUAUCACAAGAGGGGCCCAGAGAGAUGCUGCAUGAAUCCAGUUACGGGGCUGCUUUCAGCCGGUACGGACCAUAAAGAUGCUUGGGUGCGGGACAACAUCUACAGCAUCCUGGCUGUGUGGGGGCUGGGAAUGGCUUAUCGGAAGAAUGCAGACCGGGAUGAGGAUAAGGCCAAAGCCUACGAGCUCGAGCAGAACGUUGUGAAGCUGAUGCGGGGACUCUUACAGUGCAUGAUGAGACAGGUAGAUAAGGUAGAGAAGUUCAAACGCACACAGAGUACCAAAGACUGCCUACAUGCCAAGUAUAACUCUGCAACUUGUGCCACGGUGGUUGGGGAUGACCAGUGGGGGCAUCUACAAGUGGAUGCAACUUCGCUUUACCUGCUUUUCUUGGCACAGAUGACUGCAUCAGGGUUACGUAUUAUCUUCACCCUUGAUGAAGUUACCUUUAUUCAGAAUCUUGUAUUUUACAUAGAAGCUGCCUACAAAGUUGCUGAUUAUGGAAUUUGGGAACGUGGUGAUAAGACAAACCAGGGCAUCCCUGAACUGAACGCAAGCUCCGUAGGGAUGGCCAAAGCUGCUUUGGAAGCAAUUGAUGAACUAGAUCUUUUUGGAGCUCAUGGAGGACACAAAUCAGUGAUUCAUGUUCUUCCUGAUGAAGUAGAGCACUGUCAGUCUAUUCUAUACUCCAUGUUGCCACGGGCAUCCACGUCAAAGGAGAUAGAUGCUGGCCUUCUCUCUAUUAUUUCUUACCCGGCUUUUGCAGUGGAGGAUUUAAACCUUGUUAAUGUAACUAAGAGUGAAAUCAUAUCCAAAUUGCAGGGCCGCUAUGGCUGCUGUCGCUUUCUCAGAGAUGGUUACAAGACACCCAGAGAGGAUCCAAGCAGGCUGCACUAUGAUCCUGCUGAACUGAAGCUCUUUGAGAAUAUUGAAUGCGAGUGGCCGGUAUUCUGGACAUACUUCCUGAUUGAUGGAGUAUUUAAUGAGGACAAAAUCCAGGUACAAGAGUAUAGAGAGGCACUGGAAGGAAUACUUAUUAGAGAGAAGAACGGAAUAGUGCUAAUGCCUGAACUAUAUGCAGUCCCUCCAGAAAAGGUGGAUGAGGAGUAUGAAAAUCCUCACUCAGUGGAUCGUGUCCCAGUGGGAAAGUUGCCUCAUCUUUGGGGCCAAUCAUUGUAUGUCCUUAGCUGCCUAUUAGCAGAGGGAUUUCUUGCUGCAGGUGAAAUUGAUCCCUUAAACAGGAGGUUUUCCACUGGAUUUAAACCUGAUGUUGUGGUACAAGUAACUGUUUUGGCAGAAUCUAAUCAAAUUAAGAAUCUCUUGCAAGACCAUGGAAUCAGUGUUCAGAGUAUUGCUGAUAUCCAUCCGCUCAGAGUGCAGCCAGCUCGCAUCCUGAGUAACCUCUACACUAUGCUGGGCCGGAACAAGAACAUGAAAUUAAGUGGACGGCCACACCGACAUAUUGGAGUGUUAGGCACCUCCAAGCUGUACGUGAUAAGAAAUCAAAUAUUUGCUUUUACCCCUCAGUUUACUGACCAGCAUCACUUCUAUCUGGCUCUAGACAAUCAGAUGAUUGUGGAGAUGCUCAAGACAGAGCUGGCUUACCUCACUUCUUGUUGGAGGAUGACAGGGAGACCAACCCUGACGUUUCCUAUUACCCACACAAUGCUUGUUGAUGAUGGUACUGACAUUCAUCCAGCGGUUCUUGCCACCAUAAGAAAAUUAGAGGAUGGUUAUUUUGGAGGUGCAAGGGUGAAGAUAGGCAAGCUAUCAGAAUUUCUUACCACCUCUUUUCAUACGUAUUUGAGCUUCCUGGAUCCAGACUGUGACAUAAAACUGUCUGAUGACCCUAAUGAAGGCUGUAAUAGUCCUGACAGUGAAUAUGGAGGCUAUCCAGCAGAUUUCUGUGAAAGAGAAAGCCAGGAUGAGCUGGAUCAGUAUAUAAAUGAUGUCCUGCAGAGUACAGCACUGAGGUCAUACCUGCCUCCAACUUCAAAGACUGUGAAUCAACCAUCUGUGUUCAGUGCAAACCAUUCCACAAAAGAGAUACUGUCAAUAAUGGCCAAGACAAAGGGCUUGGAGGUUCCAGCUGUGUCUAUGUCCCUUCCCACUAAAGUUCUGAACACACACCGGAAGUCUCUGAAUCUUGUUGAUAAUCCUCAUUUCUUUGAGACAAAGGACCGUGAAAAUGUUUUGCACUUACCUAAAGAUGCACAUGGUGAUUUGGAUUGCAGGAAGCUUGUUGAGCAGCUGAAAGAAUGUCCAACGCUCCAUGAUCAAGCAGAUAUCUUAUAUAUCUUGCAUAUAUUAAAGGGUGCUGACUGGGACACAGAGCUGGAUGGACAGUACGGCGUCACUGUUCAUUGCCUACUCAAUGAGCUCUACAGAAAGGCAGGCCUCAAUCAAGAGUGGGGUUUAAUCCGUUAUAUUUCUGGUAUACUCAAAAAGAGAGUGGAAGUCCUGGCUGAGGCAUGCACAGACCUCCUGUCGCACCACAAGCAACUGACAGUGGGCCUGCCACCAGAACCCCGUGAGAAAAUCAUUACCACCCCACUGCCACCUGAGGAGCUCAUAGAUCUUAUUUACGAAGCCAGUGGCCAAGACAUCAGUAUUGCGGUCCUGACACAGGAAAUAAUUAUGUACUUGGCGAUGUACGUCCGGUCACAGCCUAGUCUUUUUGUGGAGAUGCUCAGGCUCCGCAUUGGUCUGAUAAUUCAGGUGAUGGCCACAGAGCUGGCUCGAAGUCUGAAAUGCUCAGGUGAAGAAGCUUCAGAGAGUUUGAUGAAUCUAAGCCCCUUUGAUAUGAAAAAUCUCCUACACCAUAUUCUCAGUGGAAAAGAGUUUGGAGUGGAAAGAAGCUUGAGACCUGUAGAUUCCUCUUCAUCUAGCCCUGCGAUUUCUAUUCAUGAAAUGGGGCAUUCUGGAGCAACCAAAACAGAAAGAAGUGGUAUUACUAAACUGAAGAGUGAGAUGAAGCAGCUCUUUCAUGAGGGUCACUCCAUGUCCAGCAGCAUGUUUUCUUCCAUGAGGGGUAGUACUCCAUCAUCUCCCACUAGUACUUCUCCUACUGGCUCCAGUGGAGACUCAAGCUGGGGUGACCGGAAAGGGCAGUGGCUGCGCAGAAGGAGGCUUGAUGGUGCUAUUAACAGAGUUCCUGUGGGCUUUUAUGAGAAAGUGUGGAAAAUCCUUCAGAAGUGCCAUGGUCUGUCCAUUGAUGGGUAUGUCCUUCCUUCUUCAACCACCAGAGAGAUGACCCCAUGCGAAAUCAAGUUUGCUGUGCACGUGGAGUCAGUGCUGAACCAUGUCCCCCAGCCUGAGUACAGGCAGCUAUUGGUGGAAGCUAUUCUUGUUCUCACAUUCCUCUCUGACAUUGAGGUGAACAGCAUUGGGGGCAUCAUCCACGUGGAUCGAAUCGUGCACGUGGCCAAUGACCUGUUUCUGCAGGAGCUGAAAUCAUUUGGAGCUACUGGUAGCAUCUUGGAGAAAGACGUAGCCACAGGAAUUUGCCACUUUUUUUAUGACAGUGCCCCGAGUGGGGCCUAUGGCACCAUGACAUACCUAACAAAAGCCAUCAUUAUUUAUUUACAUGAUUUCCUGCCUAGCACAGGCUGUGCGAUGCAAUAAGCGAUGCCUCGUGCAGGAGGGAAGGCUCAGAAGCUCUUUCUCCCCAUUUCCCUGGCAUAAACCUCUUGUUUAGUUGCUGCAUGUAUGUGUGCCGUGCACUACCUCAGCAUUUGACACUGGUCAUCACGCUACGUGCAUGCCUACCUGCGGGGGACGGGCAGGUGGAAUUUGUCUGGCUUGCCUGGGUUUAAGAGAAUGUGUGAGAAAUAACAAACGAUGAGGCUUAUUCUGCCCAAAGUGCAUAAAUGUAAUUCAUAUUAAAUUAGCAAGAAUUAUACAGUUCUGCCAAGGGGAAAACAGAUUACUCUGUGGAGAUCAAAAGGCAGAAAACGAAGGAGCUGUAUCUCAGGCAUAAAGUCUUCCAGAUAAGGGAAGUGAUGGAACUCAUUAAUUUUUCUCCUGCUGUGUGUAAAUGUACAUCAUUGUGAAUCACUAAUGCACAGUGUGAAACAUCCAGGGAAAUGUAAAUUAGAGGAAUAGGAAUAACGUGAAGUAACCAGGUGAUAUUUCUAAUACACAUUUCUCCUGAUUGUCAUCUCAUUUGCACCUAGUCAGUGCAGGGCUAAUGCCAGUAGAGACAAAUGUCUUACAAUAUCCACUAAUUUGGGAGGAGAUCCUCUCUCAGGAAGCUGCAUCUGUCUUUAAUUUGAACAAAAUAGCUUCCUUCCCUGCAUCCCCAAGGCUUCAGAGGCAAAAUCUCCAGACUCCAGCUUCUCCAAGGUGACAGACAGUUUUAUGCCUGUAAUCCUUUUGUCUGAAUGGAGCAAGAUAAACCUCUUCCACUUGAGCACCCUUUCCAAGUCUCCCGAUCCUUUCCCUUGCAAAUAGCCUCAGAGUUAAGAAGGGCAUAAUUGCCACCCUUCCAGUGCAGGAUGAGUUUAUGGAAGGCUUUGAUGUUUAUCUUUUUUUUUUUUUUUCUUUUUAUUUGGAGUCACACUUGUCAUGUGUAGUUAGGGAUGGGCUGCCUGGAAGUCCCCCUUCAGACAGCUCGCAGGUUAGUGCCUCUGCCUUGAAUCUGUCCACUGGAAACCAGUUUCUGCAGUUGCUCUGCGCUGCUGCAAGAAUAGCUGUGUCCUGCAGGGAAAUGGUUCCGUGGCCAUGUAAACUGAAGACAGAGGUGGGCUGCCUCUAGAGGGGAAACCCUCCUUUACCCCAGGCAUGGGCUGCUGUUUUCCUUGUGCUGGCACUGCUGGUUUUGCCACCAGCCAGCACACAUCUGGCUGACAGCUUAAGAAAAUUUUCUGUAGCUUUAGCCUCUCCCGCAGCCACGGGAUCCCUUGGCAGCGUGGAGGUGUGACGGCACUGCCGCCAUGCCAGCAGAGACGAUCAGAGAGAUUCUGUCUUGCCAGGUAGAGGGGAAAAGAGCAGAUAAAGCCUGUAAAAGUGAGUAUUUCCUGUGCUAACAAGCCUGAUAAGGAUAUGUCUGUGAGAACCCUCUCUGCUCUUUCAAAGCAUAACGAUGCUGUUUUUACAGGAUUUGAAAACUUUUUGUUUUUUUGGUAACAGUAGUAUGUGGUGCUUUAUGAGAAUGAGGGUUUUGGUUCCAGUUUUAUACAGAUAACCUGAAAUACCUUGAUGAAAGGAGAGAAGUAAACCCCUGUCUCGCUGGCCAGUUGCCAGCACCUGUGAUUGCGGGAAGGGUAAGCUCCCCCCGGGCCACGCCAGCCUGCCCGCUGUCCCUCCAGAGUUACUGCUGCUGUAACAACGUCUGGAUGCUGGUGCAAGAGAGUGAAGGUGUGGGAGACCUUAGGAGGAGAUUUCUUGGUUUUCCAGAGAUCGGGAGAGUUUGGUGGCCCAAGGGCCUAGGAGCCCUUGGACUGGAUGCUCUGAGAGAAGCACCUACUGUGGUGACCCCCAUGAAAACUGCAGGCCCAUUGGGGGGGCUCAUAUAACGAUACAGUUCAGGUACAAUUGGCACUUGGAUGUGGAUUGCAUUUUAUUGGCAUGGUUUUGUAGGGUUUUGCCUUCACUAUGGAUUUUUUUGGUUUUUUUCAUAUGUAUUGUGAGAGAUCACUUAGGUUGUUUCGCAGUAAACGAAAGUAAAAUCCUUUGUCUAGUUUAAGCUGACAGAUGUGACAGUGCAGAGCAUGAGCACGCAAGAGCCUGUGUGAUGGUUUCUUCUUCUAGUGGCUAUCAUACAAAAAGUCAGUAGUAGCAGUUAUUUUUGCUUUUCUUGUUGAAUCCUAGAUUGAGAGAGAUACGAGACGAUUUUCCCUCAGACUUUAUUUACCUGUGGUGUGAUCUUGUUUUCAGAAACAAGAAGGGUGAUGUAGUUGGUUUUACAUGCAGCUGCAUUGAAGUUUAAAACAAUGGAGCCUAUGGUCAAACAUACCUGGACACCCCUGAACACCUUUUUGACGAGAGUAUCACUGGUAUCUUUAAUUUGAAAUUCGUAGUAUGACCAAGGUUUUGGUAUAUUUAUGAUCAUUGUGAUCAGUUACCACACGGAGUGCUGGCACUUGGAAAGUGUUUAUGUGCUAAUCUGAAGAGUUUGGGUAGCUGGUGGUGAAGGGUGGGAUUCUGAAACACACGGCUGAUGGAAGGGAAACUCGUGUUACCUCCAGGUUGGGCACAGCAGCAACUUGCUGCUGUGUUACUACUUGGACCGAAGAACCAUUCCAACUGGAAAGUCACAUUUCAGUGCAGUCCUAAUUAAGCAACUAAGGUUUUAUGUAGCCCCCAGCUUUGCUGGGGAUCCACCUGUGUGUACAAAAGCAGCAAAGCAGAGCUGGCAUUGGCGGUGGCAGGGGUGCACCCCCAGCUAAAAUACAUGAUGACUUUGCGGUUUGUGUGGGCUGAGCUAAUUGGCAGAGGCUGCACUUGGCUUUUGGGCUUCCCAGGAGAGCCUGCAGAGGAUGACACAGCCAACGUCAAGUCCUGGAAACUCAUUCAUGGAAGGAAGGCAAAGGCAAACAGAUGCAUCCUGUGCCUCAGAACCACGGCAUUAAUGAAUUAAAAUAGUCCCAAGACCCCAUCUUUCCAGUCUGACGGGCACCGCUGCCCUUGGCGGUUUGCGGCUGUGGGGUCAGAGGCACCUGUGCAGCUCAGGGGGUGGGGGGCAGCAGGCAGAACCAGGGCUGGGGGCUGGCACUGGCCAGAACAGCUCCAGGCCAGGUGCCCUCCCUGCUCCCUGUCUCACACGGCGGUUUCCUUCUCCCCACUGCUGUGUGAAGGGCACGAGUCAAACUGGGCAGAUCAGAAGCAUUGUUGUCUCCCUCAGCUGCUGUUCCUACAGGUGAAUGUGAAAACCCAUCAGCUGGGGUACAAAGCUUGUCUGGCUUCUGUCCUGCUCAUUGUCUCCUUCCUCAGGGAGAAAGCCCAGCAUGUUCCUAGGAGGCGGAGGCGAGCUGGGCGGCCCCUGGCAGUCCUAGAAAGGGACGGUCACUUUGCGUGGUGGGCAGCGCAAGCCCUGGGCUGCACCCCUGUGGGCACAGGGUGCUGCAGGGCUGUGGCCCCGCCCUCUCCUUCCCCCCAGCAGCCACCUGGGGCAUCCGUGCAGUGGGAGCCUGGGCCAGUGCAGGCCCAGUGCUGGGCACUGCUGGUGUGGUCUGGGGGUGGGAGCAGAGUUGCCCCGAAAGUGGGGGAGAUAGAGGUGGCGGCGUCUGUACCUGUGGGAGUUUGGGCACUCAGCUGCAGGCUGGUUCAGUCCCUGCUCAAAGGAGUUGUAAUACUAAGUAGCCACUGCAUAAAAUUCUGAGACAAAAAAAAA